GUGUUUCUCUUUUGUAACUGUUCGGUUCGUUGCAAGCAGUGGAAGCUUGAGUGUCACUAGGGCAAACACACUUCCUUUGCUGGCCCGUAUAAAGAUGAUCUGGAUCCAUCUGUAGCCUAUUUUUGCAGCAGACUCAAACGCGAUGCCGCACCAGUGGCUUCUCGUACUGGUUGCUCUUUUCGGCGCGGUCCGCAGUGUGUCAGAGAGCGCACGGGCCCGCAACCACAGAUACUCCAACGACAGCACUGCAGUGGAAAUUCUGAGCCCUCGAGGUCCAGCUACAUAUCUAAAUACCAAAAAAAAUGUGAGUGACGAGUCACAGCUUGACGAUGUGCUUUACAUCAUCAAUAGAGCUUCUCAAGGGGCAAACCAUACUCAUUUGGCGGUGAACUUAAAAAAGACGGUGAAUGUGACAGGCAAUGGUGCCGCUGCUGCUGAGCAGAGGCUUUUCGGGCACCCGCACCACCCGAACAACUGUCCUAAUCACCCUUUUCCACCCAGUGGGCCAUAUCUGCCUGCACCGCCGCCACCGCCAUCGGUCGUGCCGUGCGGAGGAACGUUUCUGUCGCCAACCUCUGUGCUGGUGAGCCCAAACCACCCUGGGCCUUACCCGCCCAACUCAAAGUGCUUGUACAAAGUGAAAGUUCCAUUGCUCGCACCCGCAUGUCUGAGGGUUUCUAUAGCUCACCUAGCCAUUCGGUGGACUCCGAAUUGCGUCCAGGACUGGAUCAAAAUUGGUGAGGAACAGCCCCGCCUCUGCGGAGGCCUUGCUGGCGAAAAAUUCUUCCGCGUCGAGGGAGGCUUCUUUCCCGUAUACUUCCGUUCCGGAAGCUUGGCCGGCCCUCCCCAAUCAGGCUUCAAAAUUAUCAUUUCGAGGGUGUCCUGCCAGUCGCUGAUCCCGGCUCGUCCGCCUCCCGGGCCGCCGAGACCUCCGGCCCCUUUAUUGCCACCGCCGGUGCACAAACCCAACCCCUACCGGUGGCGCUGGCUGUGGCUGCUCAAGUGCGAGUGGGGCGGCAUCAAGACGCUGCCCCCGGGCCACUGCCCGCCCCCGGUUCCCCCUCACGGUCACCAGCCCCCACGUCUGCCACCUCCGCUGUCCCCGCCGUGGGACACGAGCAAGAGCGAGCCUCCGGCGCCCUCGAUGCCUGGCCCACUCUGCAACCGGGUCACUUCCGCCGCCGAGUUCGUCACCGUCAGUUCCGAGUGGCUGCCGUCGGUGCGGGAAAUCGGCAAGCACUGGAGCUGCAGACUCUCAGUCUACAAGGCGCACCCGGACGCGUGCGAGCUGCAGCUGAACCUCGAGAGUCUCAAACUGGACUGCCGGCAGGAGUGGGUCGAGGUCGACGGCCAACGCAUUUGCGGAGAGCAGCCCUUGAGACAGUUGACUGUUGAUUUCCGAGGACCAGAGGCGAGGAUCGACUAUCGCAACAUGGGCAGCAAACUUCCCGGCACUUUUCUCGUCCGCGGCCAGCAGAGUUUCGAGUGCCGUUCUCUCGAUCUGGGAGUAAUCCCGGUGAAAAAAUUAGCAACAGCCGCGCCACCCAGCCCAGCAGGCUCAGGUAAUUACGUUUCACACCCCAUCACGCAGAAUCAACAGUGGCGGAACGAGAAGAAGUGAGACAGAGAGGAAACCGCACCGCACGCUCGGCGCCUGGAGGGAGAACACGCGUUUACGCUUCUACCAGACAAAAAGGAACAACAUUUGUGAUGGCAAAAUAUUAAAUUUUAUUUUGUGUUUUCUAUACAAGAA
This is a messenger RNA of Cloeon dipterum, 1753 nucleotides long. RefSeq lists its product as uncharacterized. Bases 143 to 1621 code for a protein of 492 amino acids. The transcript is spliced from 8 exons. Lineage: Eukaryota; Metazoa; Arthropoda; Insecta; Ephemeroptera; Baetidae. The record is from RefSeq and is a predicted model, not a curated record.